CUGCGCAAUGAUUGUGUUGCUGCUUUGCGCAGAGAGCACAGUGGCAGCUGCUGUAACCGCCGCCACCAUUUCGCCGCGAUAUUUUUUUGUGUGUGUUGGCCAACCUUUUGUAAAUAGUUGGGGAGUCUUGGAUAAAAGAGCACAAUAGUAUUCAUGUGGGCCCUUUUAUGGUCUGUGAAUGCGGUCCUUAAGUCCCACUCUCUCUGGCUGUCCUGUCUCUCCCCGUCAGCGACGUGCAUGCGUCCUAGCACUGGCCACCACACAUCCACCACAGCGAGGCCACUCUGCUCCUGCUGCACAUUCGCUCUGUUUGGUUCCUCCUUUGGCCAAAAGUCGAGCACCGAUGGUGCGCCGAGCGUCACGGUGCAGGCCGUUACGAUCAAAUCGAAACAACAAACAAACAUCAGCCACGGAUACAGCACAUCACUGACUCCGUGCACAUUUGUAUUAAGUUUCCUGAGUUAUGCAACCGCAUCCUCGCAGAGCAAACUGCUCAUCAGCCUUUAUUUACCCGUCACCCACCAUCGGAUGGAUCAUUACGUGUGUAAUAUGUGAAAUGGACCCGUUUCUGUCGCGACGGCACUGAAUUGGGUAGAUAUGUCAUUUGCAAAUCACCCAGUGCCAUUUGCGUCACAGCCCGCGGCCUCGCACGCCCAUGGGGGGCGAUGGAGUUGCAAAUGGAGACUGUGUGUGUGUGUGUGUGCUGACGCUGCCCCAGCUGAAAGGGAACCAAUAGACAGGGACUCGGGCGGCAACAAUCACCGUGCGCUUCCACUCUCCUGUAGUGCACCGACUUGGGAUUCCGUGUGUCAAACGCGGAAGACCGCCUCGUUUAUUCGGGAUGGCUGCGUUUCCAGCUCACUGCCAGGGAUGCGUUACAGGUGUGAGCUGGUAGUGAACGCGUGGCGCAGCAGCCAGUCUUGGCAUCAUGGUGAAGGUCCAGAAGUCGUCUGGGAGGAAGAGCUCUCACUGUCGCCGCAGACAGAGUGGUGGUCAGGCAGAGAUGGAGGAUGACCAGUUCCACUCAGAGACUCAGCAUGCAACACAGGAGCAGCCCCACGGAGGAGACCAGUCCUCAGACCAAGCCCAACUCCAGACAACUGCUCAGUCCGAGAACGGGGACCAGAGGGAAAUGCCGAUGGACUUUCAGGACUCUGCAGCCCAGGCCAAGCGUCUGUGGAAACCCAUUCCCCCUCUGCUACCUGAGCCCGAUCACCACGGGGGCACUACCACUGAGACCAGAGACCAGAGCUGCCAGACUGAGGAGCAGCUUCAGCAGACCAGUGCCAGCAACUAUAGUCAUAACACAGGUGUCUGUACUGAGCCAGGAGAUCCUCCACUGCUCCAGCAGCCUCUGCACACCUCAAAGUCUGGGAUUCAGCAGAUAAUCGAAUGCUUCCGCUCAGGCACCAGUCAGCUGAGGCACAUGCUGCUGAGAGAGGUGGACACCAUUUUUGAGUGCAGAAUGUGCCGCAGUCUGUUCCGCGGCCUGCCCAACCUCAUCACGCACAAAGAGUACUACUGCCUGUCGCGGCUGCCCGAUCCAGACGGUUCUUCUGGGGAGGACAGGCAGAGUGCAGCCAUGAAGGAUUUACUGGACGCCAUAUAUCCCAGAGCCGAGCGACCGGACUUUGUCGUCCGAUUGGAGCCUAUUCAGACCACUACCAAGGCCGUGUUCCAGUACCUUAGCACAGAGGAUGAGCUAACAAGAUAUCCAUCACGCACAACCAGUGCCAGACAGAGUCCAGUAGCAUGGGAAGGAGAGGCAGUGGAGAGCGGGGACCAGGCGAACCAGCGAGGCGCAACAGAAAGCCACGGCAGCCCUGCACAAAACCAGGGACAAAGGAGAUGGGAGGGCGAGGAGGAAACUAAAGACGAGCAGCCACAGCCGGAAGAUGAGGGCUCCACGAGCGGGGUCGACGACGUGACAAUCUCGUGCUGUCUGUGUGGUCAGGACUUCAACUCGCGUCGCAGCAUCAGGCGUCACUGUCGCAAGAUGCACCAGACCAAACUCGAGGAGCUCCGGAAGUUCACCGAGACACGCACAGUACCCACCAGCCUGCUCUCUAUGGUCAAAGGUCGGCCGAGGACUCUCAGCACACCGACUGGAAAAUCCUGCCCAGUGUGCCUCAAAUCCUUUGCUACCAAAGCCAACGUGCGGCGUCACUUUGACGAGGUGCACCGCGGUCUGCGGAGGGACACCAACUCGCCCAGCGUGACCCCGCGGCCGAGCCAGCCCCUGCCCGUGGAGGCCACGCCACCCAAAAAGAGCAGCAGUUACUCGCCGACACGUGGCCACAAUUCCAAGUCCGCCACUUUGAACUCUAAACCGACAUCUUCAAACCAAAACCAAGCCAAACCUCAGAGUCAGCCGUCUGCCACUCCACAGGCAAACCCGGUCUCAUGUCGCUGCACGCUCUGCAAGAGGAAUUACAGCUCUCAGCUCAUGUUGAAGAGACACAUGCGUAUUGUCCACAAAGUAUACAGUGUAAAAAGUAACAGAUCUGCUGCCACAAAACCUCCUGCUGCUCCAGCGGCUCCAGCACCUCCAGUCGCUCCAGCAGCUCCAGCGGCUCCAGUAGCUCCGUCUGUCAGCAGCAGCAGCAGCACCAACGUAGGCUCAAGCAACAGCAUCCGAGUGAAGGAGGAGGCAGUAGAGCCUUCAGAUGACGAUGACGAGGAGGAGGAUAGUGACAGCAGCUCUGCCCCGUCUCCGAGUGACAGCACUGGGAUGACUAAAGGUAUUUCUGUGGCUCAAAACUCCUUGAAGGUGAAGGAAGAGGAAGCACCGCAGAGCCCAAAGACCAUGUCGUCGUCCUCGUCGUCGUCCUCACGCGGGGGAGGUGUGUGCAGCGGAGCCGUCACCACCAAAAUCCCCAAACUCUCGGUGGGCUUUGACUUCAAGCAGCUCUUCUGUAAGCUGUGUAAGCGACAGUUCAGCUCACGGCAGAACUUGACAAAGCACAUUGAGCUGCACACAGACGGCAACGACAUCUUCAUCAAGUUCUACCGCUGCCCGCUCUGUCGCUACGAGUCGCGGCGCAAGCGCGACGUCCUGCGGCACGUGACCGUCGUCCACAAGAAGUCGUCCACGUACCUCGCCAAGAUCAUGCCCAAACUGGAGAGCCGGGCGGUGAAGAGGCUCGCAGAGGCGGUGCUCAACAGCACGAGUCCCAACAAGAGGACAAGCGCCAGCGUGAAGGAGGAAGUCAACGGACGUCCCACCUCUUCAUCGUCCCCCUGUCCUUCUCCACCCGUCACACGCAAACAAGAAGGCUCCGCCGCGGCCCCGACUUCCUCUUCGGCGACCCCCUCCUCUUCGUCCUCCGCACCCCCUACCGCCCCAGCCACCCGAAAACAGCAAGACGUCCCAUCGCUGCCGUUAACGCCGUCCCCUCCGGUCACCCGCAAGCAGGAGAGACAGCAGAGCCACCAGCAUCGCCCCACCAGCCCGCCACUGACCCGGCGCAGUGAAAAACACACGCACCUACGCAACUCCUCCUCCUCCACAUCCACCUCCACCUCCACCUCAUCGCCCAGCAUCCAAGCGCCGCACACGCGGCGACACGACGCACAGUCGGAGAGCAGCAACGCGGGGACGACCUCCACCGAGGUCAGGGUGACCAAGAAUUUCUCCCUCCAUGCGUGUGACCAGUGUGGACGAGCUUUUGCAAAGAAGCUCUAUCUGGAGUCUCACAAGAGAAGCCACCGCAAUGCAACGACAGCAGCAGCCAACAAGAGGAAAGGAGUGAGCACCCGCUCCAAAUCUCUGAUCUGGUGAAAGAGUUCCGCUGGCGAUAACCCGACGACCGAGCCCCCAACAAUGAAGGAAAGAUUCAAAACACUGAAAGAGAAACAAAAAACAAUGGAUGAAUGGAUGUAGCAGAGACCAGAGAUGGAGGAAACAAACAAGAGGAACAAUGAAGCAGGACAGGACUGAAGUACGUGUGAAGGGUUUUCCGCCUAUUGUUUAAGAACCAAAUAUGUUGUCGGGAACGAUGUUUCUUUUGUGCAUUUCCACGGUGAAUCCACGGCGGCGCUGCUAUCCAUUUAGAGUCCGCUUGCGACUGUCGCACAUGUCUGUAUUUACUUUCGACAGUAUGUAAAUAUAGAUGCGUAUGCAGGCGACUAACGCAAACUGCUUUGCUCUCUGUAAAACCAGCUGUAGAAAAAGUGUGUGAAAGAGUGAGUGAAUCAGAGCAGAAGCCACGUUCAACUUGUUUGUAGAAUUUCAGACCAGUUAAUCUUAAUUUGUUAUGUCUAUUAAUUAAUGAAGGAAACAGAACCCACUUUGCUUAGAUUAUCAGAAAAUACGUUUACACCAUUUUCACGUCCUGCUUUCUCACAGUGAUCCCCCCCCCGUCAGUGUAGCUGGGUGCCUUAGAGUUUGAACGUCUACGUCAAAUGUUUCCUCACAGUUUCCAUCUGCAUUUAAAACAUUCAUUAUGCUACGAGUCUUAUUUAAUGACCUGCUGUCUCGUCUUUAUUGCGCUCAUCAGCCUAGAUGGUUAAAUCGGGUCUGAUCAAAAUAAGGGAGAAUCCAAGGUGUUACACAUCUUUUUUUAAUUUUCCCAGUAUCCACUGGUGUUGUCUACUGUGUUUCAGUCAGCAGGAACACGUCGUGAGGAGUAAUCCGUGGUUGACAGCUUUUAUUUGCAGACGAGGUCGCCUUUGGUUUAUCGGCUAUGCCGCUUUUUGAAAUUACAAACCAUUAUAACUGGAAAAUCACAAAUAUGAGAGCAUAAGGACCGUAAAGUGUUAACUGUACUGUGUCUCCCAAUCGGAGUAAUAAUUUAAAAUGACCACUUGGACAUGGCUGUCUCCACUUAACGUAGCAGCAGCAGCAGCAGCGGAUGCAACAAGUUUUGAUUUGACCGUGGCUUUUGGGGGGAAUCUGUUUAUUUACGGUGCUAAUAUUGAUCAUUAAGUGCCAAAUGAUCGGAAACUAGAAAGCCGCCUGCCUAUGAACGCGUCACUUUUCCCCGCUCAAAAGUUUACAUUAAACUUUUUUGUGUUUUCUUCCACUCACAAUGAAAUGUUGCAGGAGCCUUUUUUCCCCUUUGUCUUUACCAAUAUAAUUUAUAAACAUCAGUUCCUCCUGAGGUAGUCUUGAAAAAACACUGGCACACGAAGAGAAGCUGGACCGAACCCGAGGAAGACCAAAUGUACAGUAGAUAUGUCUUAAAUGUUCAAACGAUCGGAAGCCAUGAAAUGGAACAAAAGCAGGAAAAAACGAGGAGCGGAGGAAAGACCAAACUUUAUUUUUAUAACUGAAAACGCUAGCGUGUCAGUCUUGAAAAACAUGUACAUAUGGAUUCAUCCUAAAACGGAUGGUAUAAAUGAUGAUAGUUCUAUUAGUCGCAGUAGUUACUGACUUAUACUUAAGCGUUGGUUGACAUUAUGCUUUGAACAUGUCCGACUCAGUCACUGUUUAACACUGAGGCAAGUUUAGUUGUCGUUUUUUUUUUUUGGUAUCUCAUUCCUUUUGAAGGAGGACGCCUUGUUGAAACGUGACGAGAAGAGAACGUGAAUCGAACCUCAAGAAACUCUUUAGGACUUUUGUUUUUUGUCAAAUUUAACGUAGCCAAUUCCCUCCUCAUUAGUUGUAAUCUGUUAUUUAGCUUCACAUCCUAGAGAGAAACACGAGAGGAACCUUUUGAGAUGUGACGAGAAUGUUGAACCCAACCACUUAAAUAAAAAUGUACUGCUUCAAACCUCA
Solea senegalensis (Senegalese sole) is the source of this 5719-nucleotide messenger RNA. RefSeq names its product zinc finger protein 800b (gene znf800b). NCBI's taxonomy places the organism in Eukaryota, Metazoa, Chordata, Actinopteri, Pleuronectiformes, Soleidae. The record is from RefSeq and is a predicted model, not a curated record. Bases 929 to 3781 code for a protein of 950 amino acids. The transcript has 12 exons.